Molecule: messenger RNA, 957 nt
Organism: Pimephales promelas (fathead minnow)
Lineage: Eukaryota; Metazoa; Chordata; Actinopteri; Cypriniformes; Leuciscidae
Source: RefSeq, a predicted model, not a curated record
GCUUCUCUGUCAUGUGUCUCUUUAUCAGCAAAGCCAGGAGAGUGUCCAAGCAAAAAAAUUGGAGCAGAAACGUGUGACGAUUUGUGUCACUAUGACAGUGACUGUCCGAACAAUGAGAAAUGCUGCAGCAAUGGAUGUGGACAUCAGUGUAUGGCUCCAUUUGCAGUGAAGCCUGCAGCCGAACCUCCGAAGCCUCCAGUGAGGCCUGCAGCCGAACCGCCGAAGCCUCCAGUGAAGCCUGCAGCCGAACCUCUGAAGCCUCCAGUGAAGCCUGCAGUCGAACCUCCGAAGCCUCCAGUGAAGCCUGCAGUCGAACCUCCGAAGCCUGCAGUGAGGCCUUCCGACGAACUGUCCGAGCCCUCCGACGAACUACCAGAGCCUUCCGACGAACUGCCCGAGCCGCCAGCAGCCGAACCCACAAAGCCUCCCGUCAAGCCUGCAGUGAGGCCUUCCGACGAACUGUCCGAGCCCUCCGAACUGUCUGAGCCCUCUGACGAACUGCCCGAGCCGCCUGCAGCCGAACCCGCAAAGCCUCCUGCCAAGCCUCCUGUGAAGCCUGCAGCUGAACCCGCAAAGCCUCCUGUCAAGCCUCCAGUGAAGCCUGCUGCCGAACCUCCGAAGCCUGCAGUGAGGCCUUCCGACGAACUGUCUGAGCCUUCUGACGAACUACCGGAGCCUUCCGACGAACUGCCCGAGCCGCCUGCAGCCGAACCCGCAAGGCCUCCUGUCAAGCCUGCAGCCGAACCCGCAAGGCCUCCUGUCAAGCCUGCAGCCGAACCCGCAAGGCCUCCUGUCAAGCCUGCAGCCGAACCCGCAAGGCCUCCUGUCAAGCCUGCAGCCGAACCCGCAAAGCCUCCUGUCAAGCCUGCAGCCGAACCCGCAAAGCCUCCUGUCAAGCCUCCAGUGAAGCCUGCUGGUGAAUUGGCCAAGCCUCCUGUGAGUCACCCUUAUGGCUAA